Molecule: messenger RNA, 1397 nt
Organism: Nylanderia fulva
Lineage: Eukaryota; Metazoa; Arthropoda; Insecta; Hymenoptera; Formicidae
Source: RefSeq, a predicted model, not a curated record
GUCGCACUAUAGAGUGCGACAUCGCAAAAAAGUUGACCAAGUUUGAAGAUUUGUAGCGCGCGACGAGCGAUUUACUGCGAUCCUAUCUAUAGAUGCGAUGUCGUUAUAAACAAAGAGGAUCUCUUUGGUUAUAAAUAAACGUGCAACGACAUCGAUCCGAGAGUGAUAUUGUCAUUAAAUUAUAAAAUUGCAAUAAAUGGUAAAUAUGCAAUAAAUGAUGUUAGGUUUCGUAAUCGCGCAUCGCGUUUAUAUGAAUAGGUAGAAAAUCCUAUUCUCGCGAUUCGUCGCAUAUCGCGUGUCGCGUCAUCGCGCUGGUGUUACUGAGACUGAGAGAGAGAGAGAGAGAGAGAGAGAGAUUGCGGUGGAACGAGUUAAACAGUAUUUAGAUCAUGUGCCGACUGAAAAUACAAUGGGCACUAAUCAACCUUACGCGUGGCCUAGUCAAAGUGUUGUGGAAUUAAAAAAGUUGUUUUGAUGUACAGGAACCAUUUAGUGCCAUCGUUGAAAGAGAUAACAUUCGUUACUCGACCAGCGGAAAAAAUAGACGUCGUUGGUCGCACCGGUGCUGGAAAAAGUUCGUUACUAGCUUCGUUGUUUAGACUGACAGAGAUCAGUUCUGGGAGUAUAUUAAUCGACAACGUGAAUAUUCAAACGUUACAACUGAACACAUUAAGAUCCCGUUUAGCAAUUAUACCUCAGAAUCCGUUUCUUUUCUCGGGUACUAAUCGAGAGAAUGUGGAUCCGUUGGAUCAGUAUACCUAUAUGCACAUACAUAUAUACAAAACCUUCGAGAAAUGUAAAGUGCAUUCUUUAGUUCAUCGAAUGGAUGGUUUGGAUGCAGUCUUGGAUGAAGGUGGUAGUAAUCUCAGCACUGGGCAGAGACAAUUGUUCUGCUUAGUCAGAGCUGUGCUACACAAUGCGAAGGUACUUCUUAUCUGUAAUAUUCAAGAAAGCAAUUGUUCCUGUAUUAAUGACUUGAUAUUUAUUUAUCUCUGUGAAAUUAGUCUUUUUUUCUUACUUUCUCAUUUGCUUUGCUUUUGAAUAAAAAAUUCUUAAGUACCUCAAAUUGAAAAAUUAUCUUCGUAAAUCCAAUGUUUAAUUAUGGGUUCUAUGUAAUCCCUCAUGGAUUCUAACAAUUAUUAUUAAGAAACUAGAACUAAGAGUGUAAACAUUUUCUGCAAUUCUUCUGAAGAUAAAUAUUUCAAAAUUAAUUUAAAUAAUUUUUUUUAAUUUGCAUUUUUUUACAUAAUGGGAAAUGUCGUUAAGUUAUAAUCUUUUAGGUAUUCAAAUUUUUAAAAAUUUUUGUAAUUAUCAUGUGAUAAAUAUAAAACACAAGACGAUACACAUUAAUUGUUCAGUUAAUAGGAAUUUUAAGAAAAACAUGUAUUAUAUGUAUA